GCAAUGUGGUCUUCCACCACCACACUAUGCCUCUCCUCUCUCCUUAUCCUAGUCUUAUCUCUCUCUUUCUCCGGUGCAUACUCUUACACCAACCCCAAGAUCAUCGGCAAAGGCUACCGUCUCAUCUCCGUUGAAGAAACCCCCGACGGCGGGAUUCUCGGCCUCCUCCAGCUCAAAUACAAGUCCAAAACUUUCGGACCCGACAUCCCUCUCUUACAGCUCUUUGUCAAGCACGAGACAGAUCAACGGCUGAGAGUCCACAUUACCGAUGCUCAGAAGCAGCGGUGGGAGGUACCCUACAACCUCCUACCCAGAGAGCAGCCUCCGUCGCUGAAGCAGAGCAUUGGGAAAGCCAAGGACCCUAUAACAGUUUCCGAGUAUUCAAGCUCGGAGCUCAUCUUCAGCUACACCGCAGACCCGUUUGGGUUUGUGGUGAAGCGAAAAAUGGAUAAGCAAGUACUUUUCGACACCAGCUCUGAUGCUUCAGGCCCUUAUGGAGAGAUGGUGUUUAAAGACCAGUACCUUGAGAUCUCUACAAAGCUUCCUAAAGAUGCAUCCCUUUAUGGGUUGGGAGAGAACUCCCAGCCCCAUGGGAUCAAGCUCUACCCAAAUGACCCUUAUACCCUCUACACCACUGAUACCUCUGCUAUCAACCUCAACACUGACUUGUAUGGCUCCCACCCAGUUUACAUGGAUCUGAGGAAUGUGGGUGGUGAGGCUUUUGCUCAUGCUGUUCUGUUGCUCAACAGUAAUGGGAUGGAUUUGUUUUACAGAGGUGAUUCUUUGACGUAUAAGGUUAUUGGGGGUGUGUUUGAUUUCUACUUCUUUUCCGGGACUAGUCCACUAGCUGUGGUUGACCAGUACACUUCUUUCAUUGGAAGACCGGCUCCAAUGCCUUACUGGUCUCUAGGAUUCCACCAAUGCAGAUGGGGUUAUCACAACUUAUCUGUGGUUGAAGAUGUUGUUGAGAAUUAUAAAAAGGCUCAAAUUCCUCUAGAUGUCAUGUGGACUGAUGAUGAUCACAUGGACGUGCGCAAAGACUUCACUCUCAGCCCCACAAACUUUCCCCGGCCAAAGCUUCUGGCAUUCCUAGAUAAAAUUCAUAAGAUUGGCAUGAAGUACGUUGUCAUUGUUGAUCCUGGAAUUGGUAUUAAUAGUUCGUAUGGUGUGUACACAAGAGGUCUUGCUAAUGAUGUUUUCAUCAAGUAUGAUAAUGAACCUUACUUGGCUCAGGUUUGGCCAGGGGCUGUACACUUCCCUGACUUCCUCAACCCAAAAACUGUUUCAUGGUGGGCUGAUGAGGUCAAGCGCUUUCAUGAACUUGUCCCUGUUGAUGGGUUAUGGAUUGACAUGAAUGAGGCUUCAAAUUUCUGUUCUGGGAAAUGCACAAUUCCAAAGGGGGUACAGUGCCCUAAACCGGGUAUACCUGGCUGGAUAUGUUGCUUGGAUUGCAAGAACAUCACAAAUACGAGAUGGGAUGAUCCACCUUACAAGAUAAAUGCUUCAGGGACGCAAGUUCCCUUGGGUUUCAAAACCAUUGCCACUAGUGCAUAUCAUUACAAUGGCGUUUUGGAGUACGAUGCUCACAGUCUUUAUGGUUUUACGCAAUCCAUUGCAACUCAUCAAGGUCUUCAAGGAAUUGCAGGCAAGCGGCCAUUUAUAUUAUCCCGCUCCACUUAUGUUGGUUCAGGCAAGUAUACUGCACAUUGGACAGGUGAUAAUAAGGGAACUUGGGAGGAUUUGAAAAUCUCAAUCUCUACUGUCCUCAAUUUUGGAAUAUUUGGGGUGCCGAUGGUUGGCUCAGAUAUAUGUGGGUUCUAUCCAGCACCUACUGAAGAGCUUUGCAAUCGUUGGAUUGAAGUGGGUGCUUUCUACCCGUUUUCAAGGGAUCAUGCAAACUUCGCUUCCCCAAGGCAAGAGCUUUAUCAGUGGGAGUCGGUAGCUAUCUCUGGUCGAAAUGCACUAGGUAUGAGGUAUAAGCUCCUUCCUUAUCUGUACACUUUGACCUACGAAGCUCAUAUCAGUGGAGCUCCAAUUGCAAGGCCACUGUUUUUCUCAUUCCCAACAUAUACUGAAUGCUAUGGGUUGAGUACUCAAUUCUUGCUAGGAAGCGGGCUUAUGAUCUCUCCAGUUCUUGAGGAAGGAAAAACCGAGGUCAAAGCAUUGUUCCCCCCUGGAAGCUGGUACAGUUUAUUUGAUAUGACACAGGCUGUUAAUUCAAAGGGACAGUAUGUUACACUUGAUGCGCCGUUGCAUGUAGUUAAUGUGCAUUUGUAUCAGAACAACAUUCUACCAAUGCAGCAGGGUGGAAUGGUAUCUAAAGAUGCGAGAAUGACUCCUUUUAGCCUCGUAGUAACCUUCCCAGCUGGGGCAAGCAAUGCGACAGCAAAGGGAAACAUUUUCAUCGAUGACGAUGAGCUUCCAGAUAUGACACUGGGAAAUGGCUACUCCACAUAUGUCGAUCUCUAUGCAACCCUAAGUCAAGGAUCUGUGAAGGUGUGGUCAGAAGUUCAGGAGGGUAAAUUUGCUCUAGAACAAGGUUUGAUUAUUGAGAAGGUGAGUGUGCUGGGACUGGAUGGAAGCGGAGGAGCAUCAGCUCUCGAGGUUGAUGGAACUACAGUGACAAGUGUUUCAAAGAUAGAGCUGAGCACACUGGAGCAGGAGUACCAAGAGGAGGUGGAAGAUGGAGAGAGCAAGACCAAGAGUGUAAUGGUUCAGGUCAAUGGUUUGUCACUCCCUGUGGGUAAAAACUUCGCCAUGUCCUGGAAAAUGGGCGUCCAAGGUUGAGAGCUAGAAUGCACGUCUUCCAUUAGUUUAGAUCUCUUGAUUACGUUGUUUUCUUUUCUGAAGCUGUUAGCAGCGAGGGUAUUGUUUGAUUUCGAGUUUAUUAUUGUGGUUUUUUUUAUGGCGAGGAGAUGAGCCAAGGAAACGCUCAUCCUUUUCCAUGUAAAAAGAGCCAACAUAGAGAGGUUUAGAAGGUCCAUCCAUUGUUGUUGUAGCUACUAGUAUCUAUGGAAUAAGGCAG
Molecule: messenger RNA, 3025 nt
Organism: Fragaria vesca subsp. vesca
Lineage: Eukaryota; Viridiplantae; Streptophyta; Magnoliopsida; Rosales; Rosaceae
Product: alpha-xylosidase 1-like
Exons: 3
Coding region: 4-2787 (927 amino acids)
Biological process (GO): carbohydrate metabolic process
Molecular function (GO): carbohydrate binding; hydrolase activity, hydrolyzing O-glycosyl compounds
Source: RefSeq, a predicted model, not a curated record